GGCUACUCGCAUCUAGGGAAGGUGCUCAUCCCGGGUGGUUUGACCGGGAUCGUCCCCGAGGAAGCCUGACCUGGACACGAAACCCCUUUCUGCCGUAAAGUCUCGGCUCACUGGGGGCAAGUUCGCAUGACACGUGAGCAACGGAUUCAGUGGGUCGUGGGAAUCGAAUCGUUUGUCCACGAGAUGGGUCAACGGUGAACUUGGGCAGUGGUUUACAGGUGAUAUCCUGAUAUGCGUUACCCUUCUCAAACAAUUCCGGCUAGCGACACGAAUGAGGAUAUAGUUUAGCCCGGAAUUUGAGAAAAUGGCCAGAGUUAAACAACGGCGCCAAAAAUGGAGAUCCGGAACACAAUCCUCGUCAAAGGAGAAAAAACACAUUGCGUUGACAUCUUCAUCCAGUCUUUCUUCAAAAGUUUUGCCGGCCAACAGGUCUCCAGUUGUCCUCCCUAGCCAAAGAUGGCCAUUCUCUUCCUGGCUUUUAGCUUUUGGAGACAUAUUAGAAUCCUUCAAACAUAUCCUGGGUGCUGCGGUUAGUUGGUGUUGGUGGUGCCAGAGACACGUUGCACAAAUUUUUCACUUCUUUCUGAGCACACCAUUUCCUUCGCACACGUACCUGGAGGAGCUGAAGGAGCUCAGGGCCGAAGUCAAAAACCUGAAAAGGGACGUGGCUGAGCUGCAGUCAAUUCUCCAAAAUGGAGGCACUUCUGUGGGAAACCCGCCUUGCCAGCUCUCUCCAAACCUGUUAUCAGCUUCUGCACAUACACAACUCUGCGUUGCACAACCUGCACCUUUACUUCCACCCCCCCCCCCGGCACCCCUUGGAUUCAAAAGACGGAGUGACCCAAAGGCUGCCCCGUUAAAAAAAGAGGUCCCCCUGCAAAUAACAGCCCAGGAUCUUCUGAACGUGAAGCUGAAGAAGACUAAGAGUGAAGCAGCGAUGGACAAGGAAACAUCCCCAUCCAAGGGAGGCAAGGCGCUGGUUACUCUCCGGGAUCUGCAGAGCAUCCGUCUCCAGCCCAAAGCCCCCCAGACGCUUCCUCGGGUCACACAUUUUCUCAACACUCCCAACAGAGACGGUUUAGAUUUCCGGAAACACUUGAAAAAAGUCGCUAUUCAAAGGAGUCCAGGGGGAACCCCAAUGAAUAACAAAGAAAACAUGGAGACUGGCACAGGAUUGACCCCACUGAUGACCCAGGCUCUCCGGCGCAAAUUCCAGCUGGCUCACCCAAAGAGUCCAUCUCCUUCCUGCUUACCUACAAGAAACACUUUUCAAGAACCGAGCUAGAAGAUCUGGUCGUGUCUAGAAGCUUCUACAAAGGAUACAUCGCUGCUCGGAGGAACAAUAUGGACCGAGGAACAGGGAUUUCCUUGGGCCUGUUUUUGGCAUGCUGGAAUAUGCUUUUUUCCCUCCGUCCUGCUUUUUUUUAAAAGAAACUUUCUGUAGCAACGCAUUAGUACUGAAAGGCCCUUAAAAUAAUAUCCAGACCUUACCUUCUCAUCCCACUGGGCAUUCAAAACUCCUUGGAUGAAGCUGCUUUGACUUUAAAAGCUUUUGCCAUUUUUACCUGGCUUUGAGCUGCUCUUUCACAAAGUUUACACACCCUCCCUCGAUAUAUUUUUAAAUGAAGACUUUUUUUGGUGAGGGGUUGACAUAUGUCGAUCCGAAGAAAUAGCACUGUUUUUCCUGAGAUUGCAAGAAUCCUAUUUAUUCUUGGCUCACUGUGUUUGCAACUAAGCUGUGCGCGCGCAGAAAUUUGUAUACACCAGGGAUCUGCAACCUGAAACACUCAAAAGAGCCAUUUGGACCCUCUUCCCACAGAAAACACCGGGGGCCAAUAAUUUUAACAACCAGUAUGACUGGGUGGGCGUGGCCAACUCGAUGUCACUCACUCCGAUCCAGUCACUUCCU
Messenger RNA from Pseudonaja textilis, 1909 nucleotides. The record is from RefSeq and is a predicted model, not a curated record. NCBI's taxonomy places the organism in Eukaryota, Metazoa, Chordata, Lepidosauria, Squamata, Elapidae.